Molecule: messenger RNA, 3448 nt
Organism: Lactuca sativa (garden lettuce)
Lineage: Eukaryota; Viridiplantae; Streptophyta; Magnoliopsida; Asterales; Asteraceae
Product: U-box domain-containing protein kinase family protein
Biological process (GO): protein ubiquitination; protein phosphorylation
Molecular function (GO): ATP binding; ubiquitin-protein transferase activity; protein kinase activity
Source: RefSeq, a predicted model, not a curated record
UUCAAUAGUAUACAUACAUGCAUGUAUGUAUGUAUAGCUAUCUUAUUCUUAGUCAAAGAAUGUAUAUAGCUCAAAACAACUAAACAAGUUAUCCCUUUUCAUGAUAUAGUCAUUAUCACUUUCCGAAAUCCUUUUCGAUAACAUCGAUUACAUUUUUUGCAAUGGUUCGUUAACAUAAGGUGUCAAAUUUCAAUGUCUUACAUUCUCUAUAGUCUUCUGGAGUUCUCUUUUUUAAAAUUCAUUUCUCUGUAGACAUCACAACUUCGUCUUCAAUUUAGGUUUUUCAUAUGUGAUGAACUUGGGGGUUUCAGUUCCUUCGUGUAUGAUUUUACUUUACAGUGUCGGAGCGUUUUCAUCUGUACAUGUGGUGUAUAUAGUAAAUUGAGAGAAAUUGAAAGUGUCCCGAGUGUUUCCCUUCCAUAAUUUGAUUUCUCCUGUUCAUAAUUGCAAUAGCGUUUGAUUUUCGGUUGAAGAAGAUAGAUACAUGUAUAUGUAAGUAGAAUUAUUAGGGGGAAAAAGUGUGUCAGCGUUUUUCUCUUGGAUUCAAUCGAUCAGGAGUUCGAUUGUGUUGAAGAACACACAAAAACACACAUUUAGGUUUUGGAAUUGUUCCAGAUGGCUGUGGGCGCACAAAGAAUGAAUCAGAUAAGGUAUCCUGUUGUUGACACCUCCGAUUUGAUGGGAAGUAGGCAUGAAAUCGUUGCAGAAACACCUCCUACUCCUAGAGAAGUUGAAGAUAGAAUUUAUGUGGCAGUGGGGAAAGAUUUGAAAGAGAGUCAGUCAACUCUGCUAUGGGCACUACGCAAUUCAGGAGGCAGACAGAUAUGCAUCCUUCAUGUUCAUCAACCUGCAGACAAGAUCCCCAUUAUGGGCACAAAAUUUCGAAUAAACCAACUGGAAGCACAUCAAGUCUCAUCAUACCAUGAGAAAGAGAAGCAAAAUAUGCGUCAACUUCUUGAUGAAUAUAAUCAAAUAUGUCAGAAUGCAGGGGUGACUGCAGAGUUGUAUGAUGUUGAUAACGAUUCUAUUGAGAAAGGUAUUGUUGAAUUCAUAAUCGAUCACAAUGUCAGAAGGCUUGUCAUGGGGGCAGCUGCAGACAAGCAUUUUUCAAGGAAAAUGGUUGACUUAAAGUCCAAGAAAGCCAUCUAUGUACGUUUACAAGCAGCUGCUUCAUGUCAGAUUCAGUUUAUAUGCAAAGGAAACAUCAUUUUCACUAGACAAGGAAGGGUAGAUGGAGUUAAUGUUUCCCUUUCAUCUCUAUCACUGCAACCAAACACAACCUCUAAUUCCGGACCGAGUUCCUUGAGGUCAAGAUCCGUUAGUGAAAUUACAGGAUUACCCCUGAAUAGUCCAAUGCGAGACUACCAUAGAGCCAUGUCCGACAACCGUGGGAUUAAAACCUCACCAAAUUUUAAUGUUGAGUUAAUUUCUUCAAGUAGGGUAAGUGUAGGAAGAACAUCCGAUGAAUGGAGUGGGAUUUCACAGAGAAGUCGAAGUCCUUCAACAGGGUCUCGAUUGUCUACAUGUUCCAGUGAAGUGGUGGAGCCUUAUGCAAUAAUUGAAAGUGGUGAAAUUGAAUUGGAGUAUGGUUUCAAGGAGGAUAUUGAUAUUCGCCAUACUUCACCUCCAAGUGUUUUGCAGGAAAGAGGUGUGAAUGAUGAGCUUUAUGAUCAACUUGUACAAGCAAUGGCUGAAGCAGAUAAUUCAAAACGAGAUGCAUUUGAAGAGUCUUUAAGGCGUAGAAAAGCAGAAAAAGCUGCCAUUGAGGCUAAACGAAGGGUCAAAGCAUCAGAAGCCUUAUAUGCGAACGAACAAAAACUCCGACACGAAAUCAACGAAUCACUUGAAAAAACCAAAGAAGAACACGAAAACAUCAAAAGGGAACUAAACGAAGUGUCACAAGAACUCCAAAUUGCACUCCAACAAAAAUCACAUCUCGAAAGUCAAAUCGCAGACAUUGACCAAACGGUCAACGAACUUGAGCAAAAAAUGUUCUCAGCUGUUGACCUUUUGAAAAACUACAAAAAGGAACGCGAUGAAUUACAAGUGGAAUGUGAUGAUGCACUUAGGCUUUUAGAGGAAAUGAAAGAGAAGGAAAGACGAGAUGAAGGGUCGAGUUCAAAUGCGAUGAGUCAUCAGUUUUAUACCGAGUUUUCUUUUGAAGAAAUUAAAGAUGCCACGUGUAAUUUUGAUCAGUCUUUGAAGAUUGGUGAAGGUGGGUAUGGAAGUAUUUUUAGGGUGUCACUCAGGCAUACUGAAGUGGCUAUUAAAAUGUUGCAUUCUCAUAGCUUGCAAGGACCUUCAGAAUUUCAACAAGAGGUUAGCGUUUUGAGCAAACUGAGGCACCCAAAUCUGGUAACCCUGAUCGGAGCAUGUCCAGACGCAUGGAUAAUCAUCUACGAGUAUCUCUCAGGAGGAAGCUUAGAAGAUCGACUCACAUGCAAAAACAACACUCCGCCGUUAUCAUGGCAGACACGAAUCCGAAUCGCCGCCGAGUUAUGCUCCGUUCUCAUCUUCCUCCAUUCAUGCGGCGUCGUUCACGGCGAUCUAAAACCCGCUAAUCUCCUCCUCGAUCAAAACCUCGUCACAAAACUAAGUGAUUUCGGAAUCUGUCGCGUCCUUUCAGAAAACGAAUUAACAUCCAACAACACAUCGCUAUGUUGCAGAACAGAUCCGAAGGGGACUUUCGUGUAUAUGGAUCCGGAGUUUCUUUCGACCGGAGAGUUGACUUCGAAAUCAGAUACGUAUUCUUUUGGUGUUAUACUUUUGAGGCUGUUGACGGGGAAACCGGCUUUGGGGUUGAGGAAGGAAGUGCAGUAUGCGAUGAAUAAAGAGAAUUUGAAAAGUGUUUUGGAUCCGACAGCUGGCGAUUGGCCAUUUGUGCAAGCUCAACAGUUGGCUUUGUUAGCGAUGAAUUGUUGUGAUAGUGUUCGUGAGAAUAGACCGGAUCUUGCGUCUGAGGCAUGGAGAGUGCUUGAACCGAUGAGGGUGUCGUGUGGAUUGUCUUCGUUUCGAUUUGGUUCUGAUGGACAAUGUCAGAUUCCACAUUACUUCAUCUGUCCAAUCUUUCAGGAAAUCAUGCAAGAUCCGGUGGUUGCUGCGGAUGGAUUUACUUACGAAGCAGAAGCUUUAAAAGGAUGGUUAGACAGCGGGCAUAACACCUCACCCAUGACCAACCUUGACCUGGUCAACUCCAACCUUGUACCUAAUCACGCCCUGAGGUCUGCCAUUCAGGAAUGGCUCCAACAAUCAUGAAUGAGAAUGACCCGUUGAAUGCGAUAUAUAUAAAUUAUAAUACAUAUAUGUAUAUAUGGAAAUGGUAAAAAUUUAUUGAUUCUAUCCAUUGUGUUACCUUGAUUGUGUUAAACACGGUUGGUUUAUAUUUGCAGUGUUGUAGUUCUCGGAUAUAGUAAAACUUUAUUAGAGAAUGCAUAUAUUUUGUUAUCCA